GUUUGUUUGUUUGUUUGUUUGUUUGUUUGUUUGUAUAACCAAGGCUUAGCACAAUGCCUGGCACAUAGUAAGUGUUUAAAAAAAUGCUUGUUUAUUCUGUUUUCAAACAAUACAAUUGUGUUUUCAGGGCAUGUGAUUUGGGGAUCCAGUUCUAUUUUCAAAAAAUCUUAAAAAAAUUUUUUUUUAAUCUAUUGGAUCCAAAGCAAAAGAGUGGUAAAGGGCUAGGCCAUAUGAGUUAAGUGACUUGCCCAGUAUCAUACAACUAGAAAUUAUCUGAGGCUACAUUUGAACCCAGGACCUCUUUCUCUCUAGGCCUGGCUCUCAAUUUACCAAGCCACUUAGCUGCCCCUAUUUUAAAACUUUUUAUUCAACUUUUGUUUUUUUUAAAAACUCAAUGGAGUUUUGUUUUGUUUUGUUUUGUUUACUUAAGGAACAUUUCUUUAAAUGUGACUUUUCCUUUCUUGACAAUUGGAUAAUCUUUCCUUUGUCUUUGUAAUGCUUUAGUUGUACAUUUGUGGGUCUCACCUCCCUAGGAUCCUGUAUGUUCUGUCUACCUAGGACAUAGAUUACUCAUUGGAAACUCCCUUAGAAUUUAAUGAGACUGACCCCUUCAUUUUAUAUUUGAGGAGAGGUUGUGACUUUCCCAAGAUGAUACAAGUAUUAGAGAGCAGCAUGAAGAUUUGAACUCUGGUCCUCUGAAUACAGAUUUAACAUUCUUGGCAUUGUGAUCAAUAUUGCCUGAUCUAGUCUACUGUGGAAAUUUUUCUCCAUUUAGGUUCUCAAAUGUAUCUUUUUUUCAGUAUCUUCUGAACCCUAACUAAUGUUUCUAUUUUUUUGCUUUGUCUUCUAGAUCUAUUAUGUUUUCCUUUAGGUAUUCAUUAGUGGGGAGGGGUUUCUGUCUUUCUUUAUUCCUCACUUGUAUUUUUUAUUAUGAAUUUAUCUUUGAUUUUGUCAGUUCUGUUAUUUGUAGUUUCGACACCUGUUUUUAGGCUUUUUGUGGUAUUUUGCAGUUGUUUCAUUUCAACUUGGGUUUGUUUUAUUGUUUUCCUUAACUGAAUUGCUGUCCUCUAAUUCCUUUAACAGAUUUAUUAUUCAAUUCACUUUUUCUUUUGUAUUUCCACUCUGUUCAUUGAUGCCUCAGCUUGGAUUUCUAGAGGAAUUUUAUCCCUUAGGGCUGAGAUUUUUUAACUUGGGUCCUGUGAACUUUUUGUUAAAAAAAUAACUAUAUUCCAGUGUUAUUGGACUCUUUCAUAAUCUUUUUAUUCAUUUAAAAACUUUAUUCCAAGAAAGGGUCUGUAGAUUUUCCCAGAAUUGUCAAUGGAGUCAAUGUCACAAAAAGAUUAAGAUUCCCUCCCUGCCUUGGGAUCUUUUGUUAUGAGGUUCUUUAUUUAAUUGCAAGAAGUUGCUGUGCCAGGUGGGAAACUUUGGUCCGGUUUAGGAUUGGGGUUGAUCUUACCAAGGUGUGUUCUAGCUGGUUGAGUGAAUUUAGAAGGCAAGGAAUCCUCAGCUUUGUGGAAGAAGUGUAAAAUCCUUGUGAGUUUCUGGGAGGGAUGAAAGAUGAGAGGGGGUUACGGAGGGAUUGGGUCAGUCUUCCUAUAGUGGAGUAAUAUCUCAUUACUACCUCUCUGCUUCUGAACCUAAAUCCAAGCCAUCAAGGGUCAAGAAGUGAAGUGAGAAAGUGCCCUAGAACCCAAUCAGGCAGGAUGAUUUGGGAUGGGGUAGAAGCGGGGAACAUACCACAUCACAUUACUGGCUCCAAGAUUUCAAUGACACUAGUCUAUGUGGCUCCCUAGCCAGUAGCUACAAUUAUACUCACUCUGUCUCUAGGUAGUUAUCUUCCUUUUCAUGUUCUUCUUGAUUUUUUUCUUUACUCUCUUUGUUGAUUAUUUCAGUUAUUUUUUUUUUAGUUGAUUCUCUAGUAUUCUCUAAGUAUACCAUCAGAUCAUAUGCAAAGAGUAAUUUGAGAAGCAUUUCAUCAUCAGUAGAGGGAUUGGAAAGGAGUUGACUCUCCCUUGACUUUCUCACUACUCAGCAAUAUACAGAGUGGGGUGGGGGAGAACAAGCACUAGGUAUAUGAUUUGUUUCGCUUGCAACAUUCUGGUCCAAGACUUUGGCCUCACUGAGAUAUCUACCACCCAACUCUUCUUUCUGUGUUCUAACCACAUGAAAAUGCCUUGAUUUUUCUUUUAUCAAUAUAAUCACCCAGCAACUACAUGAAGAUAUCCAUUGGCGAGGAGCUCCCAGUCUCCCAAAAAUGGGUCCUUCAAACAUAAAACAUUAUUAUUACAUAAAACAUUUAUUGUUAGUGAUGAAAAACUCUUUGGAACAAAGUAAUAAUAAGAGCUGACGUGCCAUGCUUUAAGAUGUAUAGAAUGCUUUUCAUAUAUUAUCACAUUUGAUCUUUACAACAAACUCCUGAUAUGCAUACUAUGAGGUAGUGCCCCCUUUUUAUAGACGAGGAAACUAGACUCAGAGAUUACAGGACUUGAUUGUGAUUCAAAUACAGAUCUUUCCUGACUCCAACUCAAAGCUGUUUCUCCAUUAUGAUAGGGCCCUGACUUCUAGCUCUCUAGGGGACUUCAGAGAUCAUCUAACUCACCUGUCUAAUUUUACAGUUUGAGAAUUUGAGGCUCAUUUGCCAUAUAGACAGAAUUCCCAGGUAUAUCUAUAUUACAAAAGAAUUCUAUCAAGAGCUUCUUUAAAAAUUGGGCUCCCCAGGAGUAUCUGAUUUUAGUUGCACAUACCCUUUUCUAUGACUUUUUCUUCAUAUUCUUUUUUUUUUUAACCCUUACCUUCAGUCUUAGAAUCAAUAUUGUGUAUUGGUUCCAAGAAUGGUGUAAGGGCUAGGCAAUGGGGAUUAUGUGGCUGCUCAGAGUAACACAUAUAGGAAGUAUCUGAGGCCAGAUUUGAACCCAGGAUCUCCUGUCUCUAGGCUUGACUCUCAAUCUACUGAGCCACCCAGGUGCCCCCUUUUUUCUUCAUAUUCUUAACUAAUUCACACAUAGUAAAAUUGCCACUGGGGGCAAAAUUUGGACAUUAAUGCUUUGCUGGUGGAGUUGUGAAUUGAUCCAACCAUUCUGGGAGGCAAUUUAGAACUAGCACUGCUGGAUUUAUACCCCAAAGAGAUAAUAAGGAAAAAGACUUGCAUAAGAAUAUUCCUAGCUGUGCUCUUUAUGGUAGCAAAAAAUUGGAAAAUGAGGGGAUGCCCUUCAAUUGGAGAAUGGCUGAACAAAUUGUGGUAUAUGAUGGUGAUGGAAUACUAUUGUGCUCAAAGGAAUAAUGAACUGGAGGAAUUCCAUGUGAACUGGACCGACCUCCAGGAACUGAUGCAGAGCGAGAGGAGCAGAACCAGGAGAGCCUUAUACACAGAGAUGGAUACACUGUGGUACAAUAAAAUGUAAUGGACUUCUACUAGCAGCAAUGCAAUGAUCCAGGACAAUUCUGAGGGACUUAUAAGAAAGAAUGCUGAUCAUAUCCAGAGAAAGAACUGUGGAAGUAGAAACACAGAAGAAAAACAACUGGUUGAUCACAUGUGUCAGUGGGGAUAUGAUUGGGGAUAUAGACACUAAACAAUCACCUUGGUACAAAUAUCAAUAAUAUGGAAAUAGGUCUUGACCAAAGACACAUGAAAAAUCCAGUGGAAUUGUGUGUCAGAUAUGGGAGGGAGUUGGGGGGAAAGAAAGAACAUGGUUUUUGUAAUCCUGGAAAAAUGCUCUAAAUUAAUCAAUUAAAUAAAAAUUUGAAAAAUUUUUAAAAAUUUCCACUGGGGCAGGAUCAGCCCCCAGAAGGCUUCCCUGGAUUCUCCCAGAUGCUUGAAAAUCCCCUGAAAGCUAUUGGUAUGGGUAGGAGAAAGAGAAGGGAAGGAACGAAGGAAGAGAGGGUGAGAGAGAAAGAGAGAGGUGGGGAGGGAAGGAGGAAGAGAGCAUUUAUUAAGCAUCUACUAUAUACUAGACACUGUGCUAACUCCCGGGGCUACAAAAAUAACAGUACAAGUGAAAAAGAUAGCCCCACUCUCCAGGAGCUAAUAUUCCAUUAGAAGAAGAUAGCACAUAAAGGGGAGCCAACUGGAUGUCUGAUCUUCAGGAGAAUCCUUACUGAUGUUUCCUCUGGAACUAGGUGGUCAGCCUCCACUGGAGGUGGUAGGACACCAUCUGACUGUUGUCAGAUUCUCGCCAUGCUUGGCAGCUGUCUCUGCUUUUGCCGAGGCCAGUCAAACUGAUAUAGUGCUACUUUGACUGAGAUGUCAAAUACUUAGAGGCAACCCCAUCUGGUCUCCAGCAUUUAGCACUAACAUUCUCUCAAAGCUGAGGAAAAAGUGAAGAUACUCCUGUAGGCUUGCCUUGGCAGACGUAUGAGAAGGACAUAGUCAAGAGUCAUAGGCAUUGAUGGUUUUAUUUUUUUUAAACCCUCAUCCUUUGUCUUAGAAUGGAUACCAAGCAUCAGUUUCAGGGCAGAAGAGAGGUAAGGUCUAGGCAAUGGGGGUUAAGUGACUUGCUCAGAGUCACAUAACUAGGAAGUUUCUGAAAUCAGAUCUGAACCCAGUUCCUCCAGUAUCCAAGCCUAACUCUCUAGCCUCUUAGCUGCCCAGGAUUGCUGGUAUUUGAUCUGUAUUAUAGCAGGGAAACUUAGUUACUGCCUUCUUAUGUUACCUAUUUUAUGUGUGCAUAUCUUAUCUCUUAUUAGACUCUAAGUUUCUAGUGUGGGGACUUUAUCUUCUUUAUCUUUUUUCUUUCAGUGCCUUUUACUGACUAGUGUUAUUAACCUUGGCACAGGAAAGGAAUUUCAUAAGCAUCUGGCUAAAUGAUUACUUGAAUAGUGUAAUAUUUACCAACUUGUGGUCCUAGAGGUUGAAUGAUUAUUUAAGAUAAAGGGAAGAAUGAGAUUAUUCUCUUCAGAUACCUACCUGAAGGAUCCUCCUGUGGAAAUGAGAUCAAGUUUCUUCUGUUGAAUUUAUUGUAUCAGAGAAAACCCUGAUCUUGGAGUUGGGAGGUUGUAUUUACAUUCCAGAUCCAGUGCUUCUUUUUCAAGUGGCCCUCAGCAUAUCACUUAAUCUAUCUAAAUCCUAGUGUCUUCAUUCUGUAAAAUGGGUAUGCUAAUACUUCAUCACCGAGUUGGGAUAAAGAAAUACUUUAUAAGCCUUUGGGUAAAUAUAAGUGGUUAUAACCAGAACCAAUCUGUACUUUAUCUGGAGGAAGAUUUUGGCUCAUUUAUUGGAAAUUCCUAACCUAAUCAAAGAUAUCAGAAAAACUAACCACCUUGUGUAAAAUAAGGAGGAAGGAUACCAGCCUGAUUGAUAGAUUAGCCGGAAAAGCAACAGGGGGAAGGGAGCAGAAUGCCGUGAGUUCUGAGAGGGCUGGCUGGAACCUUCAAGCCAUCAGACAGCAGGACUUCACUUCCAACCUGGGAAGUAGAAUGAGGGAAGGUGUUUUUCUGGGAGCAGAGCCAAGAGCCCAUCCAGUGAGACCUGUCUUUCCUUCUGGGACCCUCAAAUACCUCCACUGAGACUCAACCAUCGUCUGUGUGCUUCUCCACAGGGAUCUAGUGUUACUCAAUUUGGCUUUGAGCCAUUCCAUCCACCUCCCUAAAUUCCACUCUCCUAUUUACUUCUUUGAACUGGAUUUAGGAUUUAGCUAAGCAUAAGUAUAGGAAAAGAAGCAGUUGGUGAAGAAAGAGGCCAAGGCACUGUGGCCUCUGGCCUCCAGACUUUGAAAGACAAUAUGCAAGGGGGGCAGCUUUUAGGGCUCCCCUUUCACCCAUUUUCCUUCCUCCUCACACCUUCACCAUCAUUUGCUCCAAACAACCUCAAUAAGCCAUUUGAAGAUAUUUAGACUCUAGGCUUGGGUUUAUCUUAGGCUCUCACAGAGAGGGAGGUUGAGUCCCACCUCUGAGACUCAGCCUUUCUGCCCAAGGAAACCACUACUCUUUCCUUUUCCAGCUUGGGAGCUGGCUGUUGAUGCCCCCUGGGAAGUGGAAGUCACAAAAGGGUCACUUUGUCCCAAAAGGACAAUUCUGACCUGAAGGGAGGCACAGUGUCACUUCAUUGAGUAAACCCUUCUCCUGUCUCCUGCCCUCUAUUGCUCACAUCCCCCCUGUGAAGACAGCACCUGGCGUACUUCUCCCUUCUCUAUAAUAGAUGAGCAACCACUCCUUCAAAUCUCUCUCCCCUUUCUCCCUCCUUUCAUCUCCAUGACACAUUAGGUUUUUAUCUACCUAUUACUAAAGGUAUUAAAGCAGAAUCUGUGAGAGAUAUUGGACAGAUAUUCCACUCCACAGGAAGUUGGUCUAGUUACCCUCUAAAGGCCUAUCUAUCGCCCUAAAUUUUUUCUAUCAAGUUGGCUUUCCUGAACAGAGACUCUUGUAGAAUUUUUAAAAAUCUGUUGUAUUAUUGUCAGUCAAAAAGUAUUUAUAAAGGAGCUCCUAUAUGCCAGAAAUUAUGCCAAGCAGUAGGAGUACAAAGAAAGGCCAGAAACCAGUUUACUUUCAAGGAGCUUACAGUCUAAUUGGGGUAUCCGCAUGUAAACAACGAUGUACAAGCAAAAACAUACACUGGGAAAAUUGGAAAUAACCAAUCCAGAAAAGCAUAAAGUAGAAGAUGGGAUUUUAUCUGGGACUUGAAGGAAGCUAGGCAAGCUAAGAGAGGGGGAUGAAGAGUGAGAGAAUUCCAGACUUGAAGGACAACCAUUGGAAAUACAUGGAGUCUGUAGUGUCUUGUUCAAGGAAAAGCCACAUUGCCAGUGCCACUAAAUUGCAGAGGAUAUGAGGAAAGAGUAAGGUGUAAUAAGACUGAAAAGAAAGAAGGAAGACAAGUUAUGAAGGAUUUGGGGUACUUUUUGUGAAAUUGCUAAAGGAAGGUGACAUGGAGAUUAGAGAGAUAAAUGAACAGACACAUUUAUUUUUUCUCCCUAAAGCUUUCAUUCUGGGUUUUUAUUCAUAGCAAUUUGUUUGCAAGGUAGGAAAAAAAGACACUUCAAACUUUAUUAUUUGGGGAUCAAGAAGAAGUGGCUCUCCAUCUCUGCAUAGGAAUUAAACAAGUUUCCUUCCUACACACUUUUGUUUUAUGGGGGAAAAAAUCAGGGGAUAUGUUAAGGCUAACUAAUGGAGAUUUAAUAUGUCAAUGGGAAAUAUUUGUUUUUUAAUUUAAUUUUUCCAUAUUAUUCAUUUUAACAAGUGAGUAAUCUUAUAAUAUCAAAACCCACAAAUAUAAACCCAACUAAACAAGUGAAAAAUCAUAUCCUUUUAUCGGCAUUUUGACUCCAACAGUUCCUUCUCUGGAGAUGGAAGUCCCAGGAGUUGUCCUGGAUCUUUGUAUUGCUGAGAGUAGCUAAGUCUGUCACAGUUCAAGAGAUCAAGAGAAUGGGAGAUAAUAUGGUUGUAGCUUUGGAUACUCGUGUUUCCAUCCAUAGAUUGAUCACUUCAUUACAAAACUGUGGAUGAUCUCUUUCUUUUUCUCAGCCUCUUCUGAUCCUCUCCUCCUGCCCCCCACUUGUCAAUGAAAUAAGUGUCAAAAGCUGUUGUGCUUCUUUUCUUGGAAGUAGACAUAAUCUAGCCCUUGCUGCCAGCAUUCUCUCAAGUUUCAGAUUCCUCACACACUGGGGGAAGUCAGGAAAUGUAGGGCUUUGCGUGAGGCUGUCCAGUGGCUCUCCCCACGCCCCUUUCCCUCAUCCCUCCUGAGCAACAGGAAGUUAGACAGAAAGCAAAGGAAACUAGUCACAGUUCAUCAGCCCAACUUGACCAAAACCUAGCUGGGGGAGCCCCUGAGGGGAAGCAGAGCAGAGCAGAGCAGAGCCUGCGUGGCAUGUGUUUCUGUCAGGUCCCCAGAAGAAGCAGGAAUGUGGUCACUUUUCUCUUCUCCCAGAAUGAGAAAUUGAUGGAUUCAUCGGCACAAAGAAAAUUUUCAUUUGGGCCAGCCUACAGCAAGAAAGCCAUGUGUAGGACAAAUACUUUCAGCUUAAUGGCUUCGGAGGAGCAGCAUUGGCCUGUGCCAAUGAAGGCCAUUGGAGCCCAGAACCUCUUGACGAUGCCUGGGGGAGUGGUCAAGUCUGGAUAUCUUCACAAAAAAGGUGGCACCCAGCUGCAGUUGCUAAAAUGGCCACUACGGUUUGUGAUUAUCCAUAAGAGAUGCAUUUAUUACUUUAAGAGUAGCACCUCAGCAUCUCCCCAGGGUGCUUUCUCCCUGAGUGGCUACAAUCGGGUAAUGCGAGCAGCCGAAGAAACAACGUCAAACAAUGUUUUCCCCUUCAAGAUUGUUCAUAUUAGCAAGAAGCACCGAACCUGGUUCUUUUCAGCCUCUUCUGAAGAUGAAAGAAAGAGUUGGAUGGCUCUUCUAAGGAAGGAAAUAGGCCAUUACCAUGAGAAGAAAGAACCCUCAUUAGAUUUUAGUGACUCAAGUUCUGACACAGAUAGCUUCUACGGUUCUGUGGAACGUCCCAUCGAUAUCAGUUUAUCCCCGUAUCCCACCGACAAUGAAGACUAUGAACACGAUGAUGACGAUGACUCCUACAUGGAGCCAGAUACCCCAGACUCAGUGAAAGUUGAAGAUAUCAUGAUUCACCCACCAGCUUAUCCCCCACCUCCUAUCCCCACUCCAAGAAAACCAGCCUACUCAGAAACUCAGAGGUCGCAUUCCUUUUCCACCAAGUGCCCCGGACCCCUCCAUCCUCCCCCACCUCCAAAAAGAGGCUUGCCGGAAAUCAAUCCUGAUGAUCUGAAAAGAGAAAUUGUCUCUUCUCGGAGGCCAGAACCUAAUUUGAAAGCGCCCUCUCCCAGUAGGAGACAAAGUGAUCCACCCCUGGGAGGUGUGCCUGUUGUGCUGAACUUCAGGAAACCAGCUUCUCCAGAGGUCGUGUCUCUCGGUCACCUUCUGAAUACCUCCAAAAGCUGUGACAAGUUAAAAUCCAUCCACCUGUCUCCUCGAGGACCACUUCAGGGAUCACCUCUGGCUGAACCUCCUCCAAUCCCAGCCAAUAAACCCAAACUCAUAAAGAUAGGAGAAUUACAGCCUGCAAGAGAAACUAUCAAACCUGGACUCUUUGUGCCCCCUGUGACGCCCAAACCACCAGCCCUGGUGCCUAAACUCCCCAUGCCUGAACUGAAGCCCAGAAUCGAAAAACCUCUACUUCCCCAGUUACAGAGAUCCCCACCAGAUGGGCAAAGUUUCAGAAGUUUUUCCUUUGAGAAACCUUCACUCUCAACUAAGGUUGAUAGCAGCUGUGAGGAUUCAGAUGAAGACUAUGAAAAGGUACCACUGCCUAACUCCAUCUUUGUCAACACCACGGAAUCCUAUGAAGUGGAAAGCUUGUUUAAAGCCACUGAUCCUAGGGGACAGCCACAAGAUGGACUCUACUGUAUCAGGAAUUCUUCGAAGACAGGAAAGGUUUUAGUUGUGUGGGAUGAAGGCUUUAAUAAAGUGAGAAACUACCGGAUCUUUGAAAAGGACUCCCGAUUUUACCUUGAGGGAGAGCUCUUAUUUGUGAGCAUUGGAAGCUUGGUUGAGCACUACUACACCCAUGUCUUGCCUGGGCACAAGAGCCUUCUUCUUCAGCAUCCCUAUGGCUACUCGGGGCCCAGGUGACACUUGACUGACUUAGUGAUUUGGUGCAGUAAUCGAACCUAGACACAGAAGAAGGAAAGAAAGACUUGGAUGGUUGGUUUGACUUCCAGUGAUAGCUGCCUGCCUACUCAACCUGGAUCCUUGAUUUCAUCUCUCCUGCAUGUUAUUUUGAGCUCAUGUUAUUCUUCUGCUGUGUAUUCUCUCCCAGAGACCAGUGGAUUCAGAUCACUCUCCACCUCUCUUACAAUGACUUCCUCUCCUCUCUAAUCCCCAAAGUGAAUUCAUCCAUCAUAAAUAAGCACAUCCUCAACCCCAUUUAUCAAGUUGUUCUUAAAGGACUUCUUCCCUGAUGGCCAAAACUGGAGAAAGCAAUGAAUGACAAUAUUGGAAAAGGUCACUACAGAAGUGAACAGAGAUAUUUUUGUGGAUCAGGGCACAGAUUACUGUGUCUCUUGGACUUACUGAGACAGCUUGAGAAGUCUUAGUAGACUUACAGAGCUAAUGACUUAAGGCAGCUAUGUGGUACAGUGGAUUGAAAGAGGGACCUUGAGUCCAGAAGACCUAAAUUCAAAUCUACCUGAUGCACUAGUUGUAUGACCUUGGGCAAGUCUUUUAACCAGUUUGCCUCUGUUUCCUCAUGUGGAAAAUGAGGAUAAUAAUAGCACCUACCUCCCAAGGUUGUCGUGAGGAUCAAAUGUGAUAAUAAUUUUAAAGCGCUUAGCACAGUGCCUGGCACAUAAUAGGCACUCUAUAAAUGCUAGCUAUUAUUAAUGGAUUGUUUUAAGCAAAAUUGUAUUAAAUUCACUUGCAUUUCAAGCAAGAAACAUUUCAAAGUGACCUCACAUACACACCUUCACCCCCUCCUCCUUUUCCCUGCUGGCCAGGAAUAAAAAUAACAAAAUAGACUGAGGAUGCUGAUAAAAACAAGGAGCAUCAAGAGCAGAGAAAUCUCCAUGGAGAGGUGGAAGAUCCCUUCCUAGGGAUGAGCAUGGGAAUGGACUAUUUGAAAGGGAAAUUGUUAUGAGGCUUCCAUCAUGGGCAAGGAUUCUAGUGGCACUCCUUGAGUUCUCCUUGGGCUGGCGUGCAGAAUGGUCUCCCAUCUCUCAAUCCCUCAAUUGCCACCUUGCAAUGUGUCAUCAGGAAGCUGUUAUCUAUUGCACAAAAUACCAGAUUGAGCCCACCUUUUGUCCUAGUCUCUUGGGCUUGUGUUUAUCAGCAGGAAACCAACCAAAAGACUUGUUCUUGUGCAACCAAUGAGACGUUGAUCCUUUUGUUCCAGUUGUGGGCUGAUUAAAAACAAAUGAGAACUUGGUGCCAAGAGAAGGAGGAAACUCUAAGCCAAGACAUUAGAACUGGUUUGCAUUGCAGCAGACACUUUUUACUCUGGGGGACAAUUAAGUUGGCAUAGAAUGUUUAUGUCCUUUAAUAUUCCCCCUGUGCGAACGCUAAAGAGAGACUCUUGUUAUUAAAGAGAGACUCUGAUGUUAACUAAUAAAACAGAACUAGAAACAUUCCAGAUUA
Molecule: messenger RNA, 11071 nt
Organism: Monodelphis domestica (gray short-tailed opossum)
Lineage: Eukaryota; Metazoa; Chordata; Mammalia; Didelphimorphia; Didelphidae
Gene: SH3BP2
Product: SH3 domain binding protein 2
Biological process (GO): signal transduction
Molecular function (GO): SH3 domain binding
Source: RefSeq, a predicted model, not a curated record